AUGGCGGACAAAGGUCAUGCUGGAGCACGGCCUGUUGCGACGCCAGUGCGAGGCCCGGCAGCAGACGGUCAGGGUGACAUCCCGGCCGGCGACACGCUGGCAAUGCGCACUAAGAGGCUCCUGGAAAGGAACGGGCUAGCCAAGCAGGCGGCGCAACCUCAGCCACCACAGCAAGCACCGGCAUCUGAGGAACCCAAGCCCAAGAAGUCAAAGACUGCAGCCGCCAAGGUAGGAGAUGAUCAUACGCAGAAGAAGCCCAAGGGGCCCAAGUCCACCAAUGCCAAGGAGCCUCUGAAGCAGCAGUCGCCUAGGGAAAGAGAUGACACGAAGCAGAAGAAGCAGGCCAAUGAGCCCACGACCACUGAUCCCAAGGAUGCCGAUAAGCAGCAACGGCAGCAGCAGCAGCCAGAAGGAGGAUGUAAGCAGAAGCAGAAACAGAAGCCCCAUGAGCCCACGACCACUGACGCCGGGGAGGCUGAGCAGCAGCAGCAGCCGAAGGGAGAAGAGCACAAGCAGAAGCAGGCCAAGCUGGCCACGGCCGCUGGUGCCCAGGAGCAGCAGCAGCCGAAGGGAGGAGAUGAUCAGAAGCAAAAGAAAAGGGCUAAGGAUGCGGAGAAGCCGAAGAAGAAGGCCAAGGAGGCCACCGCCACUGAUGCCGAGAAGCAGCAGCCGAAGGGAGAUGAGCAGAAGCAGAAGAGGAAGCCCACGGGGCCAGCGACCGCCGAUGCUGAGGAGGCCAAGAAGGCCAAGACCGCCGAGGUGGCUGCAGAGCAGCAGCAGCCGAAGAAAGGACCUGAUCAGAAGCAGAAGAAGGAGGAGGAGCUGAUCAGAAGGAAGCAGAAGAAGGAGGAGGCCACCGCCACUGAUGCUAAGGAACAGCAGCAGCCGAAGCAAGGAACUGAGCAGAGGCAGAAGAAGCAGGUCAAGGAAGCCACGGCCACUGAUGCUGAGCAGCAGCAGCAGCUGCCGAAGGGAGGAGAUGAGCAGAAGCAGCAGAAGAAGAGGGCCAAGGAUGCCACCACCACUGGUGCCAAGAAGCAGCAGCGGCCGAAGGGAGGAGAUGUGCAGAUGCAGAAGAUGGCCAAUGAUGCCAUGACCACUGAUGCCCAGCAGCAGCAGCCGAAGGGAGGAGAUGCGCAGAAGCAGAAGAAGCCCAAGGGGCCCAAGACCUCCGAUGCCAAGGAGGCUGGGGAUCAGCAGCAGCUGAAGGGAGGAGAUGAUCAGAAGCAGCAGAAGAAGGGCAAGGAGGCCACCACUGCUGAUGCCAAGGAGCAGCAGCAGCUGAAGGGAGGAGAUGAUCAGAAGCAGCAGAAGAAGGGCAAGGAGGCCACCACUGCUGAUGCCAAGGAGCAGCAGCAGCGGAAGGGAGGAGAUGAGAAGAAGCAGACGAAGGCCAAUGAGGCCACUACUGCUGGUGCCCAGGAGCAGCAGCAGCCGAAGGGAGGAGAUGCGCAGAAGGAGCCCACUGAGGCCAGUGAGGCUGAGGAGCCGCGAGGAGAUCAAAACCAGAAGAAGCCCACGGAGCCCAACACGGACACCAAGGAAGCUGAUGAGCCGAAUGGAGGACAUCAGAAGCAGAAGAAGCCCAAUGAGCCCACCAAAGAGCCGCCAAAAGGAGGAGAUCAGAAGCGGAAGAAGCCCAAGGAGCCCAAGACCACUGAGACCAAUGAGGCUGAGGAGCCGCGAAAAGAUCAAAAGCAGAAGAAGCCCACGGAGCCCAACACCACGGACACCAAGGAAGCUGAUGAGCCGAAUGGAGGACAUCAGAAGCAGAAGAAGCCCAAGGAGCCCAAGACCACUGAGACCAAUGAGGCUGAGGAGCCGCGAAAAGAUCAGAAGCAGAAGAAGCGCACGGAGCCCAACACCACGGACACCAAAGAAGCUGAUGAGCCGAAUGGAGGAGAUCAGAAGCAGAAGAAGCCCAAGGAGCCCACCAAAGAGGCUGAGGAGCCGCCAAAAGGAGGAGAUCAGAAGCGGAAGAAGCCCAAGGAGCCCAAGACCACUGAGGCCAAUGAGGAGCCGCGAGGAGAUCAGAAGCAGAAGAAGCCCACGGAGCCCAACACCACGGACACCAAGAACGCAGAAGAUCAGAAGCAGAAGAAGCUGCCCAAGACCGCGGAUGUGGACACCAAGCAGGCUGACCAGCAGGUGCAGAAGCAGAAGCCCAAGGAGCCCAAGACCGUGGUCACCAAGGAGGCUGAUGAGCAUCAGAAGAAGCGUCUUGCGCCGAAGACAGCAAAAGUACCAGACCAACCAGCCAGGCGGGGGUGCUAA
Molecule: messenger RNA, 2274 nt
Organism: Effrenium voratum
Lineage: Eukaryota; Dinophyceae; Suessiales; Symbiodiniaceae
Source: the annotation of a GenBank genome assembly